Molecule: messenger RNA, 708 nt
Organism: Acanthosepion pharaonis
Lineage: Eukaryota; Metazoa; Mollusca; Cephalopoda; Sepiida; Sepiidae
Source: the annotation of a GenBank genome assembly
AUGUUCAUCUCACUUUUCUCCAUUCUUUUUCUGGUAGUUUAUUGUCUAUUUUCUUUUCAAACAUUACGAGUUCUCUUACAUUAUUAUUAUUUAAGACCUUCUCCCUUUGUCUUUCUUUCGUUCUUUUUUCUCUCUUUCAUUUUUCUUUCUUUCUAUCUUGCGUUGUUUCUUUUUUCUUUCUUUUUCUUUCUUACUGACUUUCGUUUUUUCUGUCGUUCUUUUUUCUUUCUUUCUUUUUUCUUUCUUUCUAUAUUUCUUUAUUUUCUCUCUUUCUUAUUUUCUUUCUUUCGAAAUCACGUUGUUUCUUUUUCCUUUUUCUUUCUUUUGUUCUUUCCGUCUUUCUUUUUAACUUUCGUUAUUUCUUUCUUUUUUUUCUGUCUUUCUAGCUUUCGUUCUUUCAUUUUUCUUUCUUUCUUUCGUCUUUCUUUCUUUCUUUCUUUCUUUCUUUCUUUCUUUCUUACUUUCCUUUCUUUCUUUGUUUCUUUUUUCUAUCUUUCUUUUUUUCUUUCUAAUUUUCUUUCUUUCUUGCUUCCUUUUUCGUUUCUUUCUUUCUUUCUUCCGUUUUCUUUCUUUUUUUCCGUCUUUCUUCCUUCUUUUUUCUUUCUAAAUGUCGUUGUUUCUUUCUAUUUUUCUUUCUUUCUUCCUAAAUUUCUUUCUUUCUUUAACGAUUUAUCCUUCCUCUCUUGUAAUCUCAUCCUUUGCACCUAA